Messenger RNA from Amphiprion ocellaris (clown anemonefish), 776 nucleotides. RefSeq names its product histone H3. Gene Ontology annotation, molecular function: protein heterodimerization activity; structural constituent of chromatin; DNA binding. The transcript has 2 exons. Bases 79 to 729 code for a protein of 216 amino acids. The record is from RefSeq and is a predicted model, not a curated record. Lineage: Eukaryota; Metazoa; Chordata; Actinopteri; Pomacentridae. Gene Ontology annotation, cellular component: nucleosome.
UCUCCAUAUAAGCUCGCUGUUGCCGCUCAGUCUCCACUUGUGUUUUACUGUUGGACCAGUGAAGACAGAGGAAGCAGAAUGGCCAGAACCAAGCAGACCGCCCGGAAAUCCACCGGAGGAAAAGCUCCCAGGAAGCAGCUGGCUACCAAGGCUGCCCGCAAGAGCGCCCCGGCCACCGGCGGUGUGAAGAAGCCUCACCGUUACCGUCCCGGUACCGUGGCUCUGAGAGAGAUCCGUCGCUACCAGAAAUCCACGGAGCUGCUGAUCCGCAAGCUGCCCUUCCAGCGCCUCGUCAGAGAGAUCGCUCAGGACUUCAAGACCGAUCUGCGCUUUCAGAGCUCCGCUGUCAUGGCUCUGCAGGAGGCCAGCGAGGCUUACCUGGUCGGUCUCUUCGAGGACACCAACCUAAAAGCAGUGAUGUCUGGACGAGGCAAAGGAGGGAAAGGACUCGGUAAAGGAGGCGCUAAGCGUCACCGUAAAGUUCUCCGGGAUAACAUCCAGGGAAUCACCAAGCCCGCUAUCCGCCGUCUGGCUCGCCGCGGUGGAGUCAAGCGUAUCUCGGGUCUGAUCUACGAGGAGACUCGCGGUGUGUUGAAGGUGUUCUUGGAGAACGUCAUCCGUGAUGCCGUCACCUACACCGAGCACGCCAAGAGGAAGACGGUGACCGCCAUGGAUGUGGUGUACGCUCUGAAGAGGCAGGGCCGCACUCUGUACGGCUUCGGAGGUUAAAGUCAGCGAUGAUGCAGCAAAACAAAGGUCCUUUUCAGGGCCACACA